UAAGAUUGCAGUAAUUAAAAAUAUUUGUCUGAAGCAACAAACAAACCACUCUCUCUCUACCCCCUCGAGUGCUCGCCUCUCUCUCUACUGUAUCUCGAUUAGAGAGAGAGAGAGAGAGAGAUCAUUUUGAGGAAGGAGUAAAGCGAAAACCAUCGAAGAUAGCUAUGAGUCAGAGUCCAUUGUAGGGUUUUGGAAAAACCGAAAACAAAAUCAAAAUUGCCCCAAAAAACGAUUUCGAAAAGCAAUUCGUCUUCUCUUCUAUCGAAAUCACAGAAGAAACAGUGUGAGUCCAUGAAGAACUGAAAUGUCGGUUCGGAUUUGAACAGUAAUCGAAAGAUCUAGUUCGUGAAAUCGUUGAGCUAUGAGAUUGAAUUAACCAAGGAUUUAUAUGAUCUGGAAUAGACAGUGUAUGAAAGAAGUUAGAGAAGAGAUAGUGUCACUGAAGUCAGAGGAAAAUGAAAUCCGAUACUCCUCUUGAUUAUGCUGUUUUCCAACUGUCACCGAGGCGCUCGAGAUGUGAAUUGUUUGUUUCCAGUGCUGGAAACACCGAAAAGCUUGCAUCAGGUUUGGUGAAACCAUUUGUGAGUCAUUUGAAGGUUGCAGAAGAACAAGUGGCAUUGGCAGUUCAGUCAAUUAAGCUUGAAGUAGAACGCCGUAAAAAUGCUGAAACCUGGUUUACGAAAGGAACACUUGAGAGGUUUGUGCGAUUUGUUAGUACCCCUGAGGUUUUGGAAUUGGUCAAUACGUAUGAUGCAGAGAUGUCUCAAUUAGAAGCAGCUCGUAGAAUCUAUUCGCAGGGAGCAGGAGAUCAGCUUGCUGGCACAUUGAGUGGGGAUGGAGUCACAGCAGCAGCUGAUGCAACAAAGAAGGAACUUCUGAAAGCUAUUGAUGUACGGCUUGUUGCUGUAAGGCAGGACUUAACCACAGCUUGUGCUCGAGCGGAAGCUGCUGGUUUUACCCCAGACACAAUCUCAGAACUUCAACUGUUUGCAGAUCAGUUCGGUGCUGGCCGCCUAAACGAGGCAUGCAAUAAGUUCAUAUCGGUGUGCGAGAGAAGACCGGACCUGAUCAACCCAUGGAAGGCCGGAGUGGACGAUCGAGCCGUCCGAUCUUCGUGCGGCUCGGACAUGUCCUUAGACGAAGACCCCACAGAUGAUCAACCUGGCUGUGGGCCCAACCAUCGCCACUCGGCCGGCCGAGAACCGAACUCAACUCAACAACAUUUCGACCCAUCAAAACCCUCCACGUGGCAGCAACCCACGAAGCCCUCCUCAGUCGUCUUCCCCAUACGACGUAGCAGAGAGUCUAGCGUCGACAGGGAAGAUAGCAAAGAGAAGAAAGACGAGAUCGUGACUCAGAACGAGCCCACUCAACCCACUCAGCCUGCGAGGCGGCUCAGCGUUCAGGACCGAAUCAACCUCUUCGAGAACAAACAGAAGGAGAGUUCUGGUGGUGGUGGUGGUGGUAGUGGUGGAAAACCCGCCGUUGCGAAGUCUGCCGAGCUCAGGAGGUUGUCCUCGGAUGUGUCGUCUGCUCCGACUGUCGCUGCAGAGAAGGCGGUUUUGAGGAGAUGGAGUGGUGCCAGCGACAUGAGUAUUGAUUUGGGUGGUGAAAACAAGGAUAUUGAGAACCCUCUGUUUACCCCUUCUUCUUCCUCUGUUUCUCAAACCAAGUCAGAGGAGCAAAAUGCAUUGAAUGAUCGAGCUGAUUCUCAAGUUCGGGCUGGCCAAGAGGAGGUUGUUGAGACAAAGGUGGGUUUAAAGCCAGGAACCCAAUUGACAACAAAUGAUUCUGAGUCGAAUAAGUUGACCUCCACCUUGGGAAGAGUUGGGAGUGGUGAUUGGAAAGAUCGAACCCGUGGUAAGACUCAGACUCAGACUCUGUCGAGGUCCUCCUUUGGCAGCGCUGGGGAUGAGAGUUUGAGGGAUCAGGUAAGUUCUCAAACCCAAUUCACACCUUUGCCUGGUGGUAUUGCAGAGCAGAUUGGUUUGACGGAGCAAAGGAGGUUCAAGGGUUCUUUUUCUGGUAACAAGCGUGGUGGUAUCGAAGAGCAAGUUGUUGCUGGAGAGAAAGACCAGGCUGUUCCGCAGACCCAGUUGGGAGCGGAAGGUGUUGGAUCAAGAGGUCAGUCGGUUUCUCAAUUUAAGGCACAUCCUAAGACAGCUGUGGACUCUGGGCAGUUGGAAGGUGGUUCUGGAGAAAAAUCUGGGGAAGCCCCUGCUGUUCAGUAUAAAGGGAUUGAGGGUGAUUCAUUAGCUUCACCGUCCCAGUGGAGGUCCUUUGGAGAAGUUGAGGAAGUGGGAAAGAAAGAAUUGGGGUCAUCCGACAAGCAACCUGUCAAUUUCACAACGAAAGGGGAAGAUUCUGGGCUCCAAAGGAUGAAAUUCCAAAAACAGGUUUCUGUCUCUGAACAGAUUAAGAAAUCACAGGGUAGGAGGGAAGAAAGCCUUUCUGAUUAUAGAAAUAGCAGGCCAGUCUUCUCUGGUAAAAUGAUUUCGGAAGGUCAGGAAGAUGUUGGUACAGUUCCAGCUGUGUCAGGAGAACAGGCUCAGAGGGUAAGGCAGUCUAAAGGAAACCAGGAACGCAAUGACGAGCUGAAAAUGAAAGCAAAUGAGCUUGAAAAGCUUUUUGCUGAGCAUAAACUUCGGGUUCCUGGAGAGCAGUCCAGUUCUGCACGGAGAAACAAGCCUGCUGACAUGCAGAUAGAACAAGCAGUGAGUUUCCCAUACAGAAAACCACCAGCAGAGACAGCUUCUGCACAAUUGCCUGACAAAAAUACGGUGAAUGAACCUUUGAGAGGUUCAAGCAUUUUGUCACAGUUUAGUGUUACUCCACCAAUGAAAACGUUAGAUAAUCAAAAAAAUGGUGAUUCUCUAAAGCAGAAUUUCUCUGAGCUUGGUCUUUCAGAUGAUUCCAGAGGAAAAUUCUAUGAAAGAUAUAUUCAGAAAAGAGAUGCAAAGCUUAGGGAAGAGUGGGGUUCUAAAAGGGCAGAGAAGGAGGCCAAGAUGAAGGCAAUGCAUGAUAGCUUCGAGCGAAGUAGAGCGGAGAUGAGGGCCAAAUUUUCAGGGUCUGCUGAGAGACAAGAUUCUGCAUUUAGUGCUCGUCGGCGUGCAGAGAGACUCAGAUCAUUCAAUACUCGGUCAACUCUGAAAAGAGAACAGCACCCAAUAGAUCUUCUGCAGAGUGAAGAUGAAGAAGAUCUAUCUGAGUUUGCAGAACAGAUACCUAUUGGUCAUGAUAGGUUUUUUGGUGAGACAUCUCUAGGUGACACUGCUUCUAAAAACACCCAAAAUAAGAAGCUUUUACCCAAUAAAAGUUUGUCUUCUUCCACCCCUCGCACUUCAGCAGUACCAGUUCCGAGGUCAGCUGUGAAAUCUUCUAACCCUAGUUCUGGGAGACGAAGAAUGCAGUCUGAAAAUCUUCUGGCACAGUCAGUCCCCAACUUCUCUGACUUGAGAAAAGAAAACACAAAGCCUUCUUCUGGAGUUAGCAAAACAGCAACUCGCCCACAAGCAAGAAACUAUGCCCGCAGCAAAAGCAUCAGUGAAGAGAUUCCCUUUGUGAAGGAAGAGAAGCCACGGCGAUCACAGACCUCAGGUAAAAGCACUGCAAGUCCUGCUGAGUUUAAGGACUUGUCCUCUCUGGACUCAGAGGGCAUUGUGUUGACACCAUUAAAAUUUGAUAAAGAGCAAACUGAACAUACUGUCUAUGACAAAUUUCCAAAGAGUGUGGAGUCAAAGCCUUUCCUCAGGAAGGGUAAUGGUAUAGGUCCUGGUGCUGGUGCUGUUAUAGCCAAGAUGAAGGCUUCAAUGCAACCUGAGAAUAUGAACGAUGAAGAAGAGUCAGAUGAAUUGGCUUUUGAGCCAGAAGAGUCAGUGGAUGAAGUAAAAGAUGAAGAAGAGGAAGAGUCUGAAAUGAUUACUGAAGAUCAUGCUAGCAUGGAUAAUGGAAAACCAAGACUGAGCCAGGAAUCUGACAAGUUGCUUAAUUCUGGGUCAGAAAGUGGUGAUGCUCUGAGAUCUUUUUCUCAAGUGGACCCUUCUUUUGUGUCUGAAUUGCCUGCUGCUGUGCCUUCUACUUUCCACCCUGCUGAUUCUGUGCAAGAUUCACCUACAGAAAGCCCCGUGUCAUGGAAUUCACGCAUGCAACAUGCAUUUUCUUAUGCACAUGAGACGUCUGAUGUUGAUGCCUCUGCAGACUCUCCAAUGGGGAGCCCUGCGUCUUGGAAUUCACACUCUCUUAAUCAAGCAGAGGCUGAUGCUGCUCGAAUGAGAAAGAAAUGGGGAAGUGCUCAGAAACCUGUUCUAGUUUCUAAUUCUUCUCAUAGUCAUUCGCGCAAAGAUAUGACAAAAGGAUUUAAACGGUUACUAAAAUUUGCACGGAAAAGUCGUGGCAAUGAGAGUUUGGUUGACUGGAUUUCUGCUACAACUUCUGAAGGAGAUGAUGAUACUGAAGAUGGACGAGAUCCUGCCAAUCGGUCAUCAGAAGAUCUGAGGAAGUCGAGAAUGGGAUUCUCCCAAGGUCAUCCUUCUGAUGAUAGCUUCAACGAAAGUGAGUUUUACAGUGAACAAGAUCAAGCCUUACACAGUUCUAUCCCGGCACCUCCCGCGAACUUUAAACUGAGGGAGGAUCAUUUGUCUGGAAGUUCAAUUAAAGGUCCACGAUCAUUCUUUUCUCUGUCGUCAUUCCGGAGCAAGGGAAACGAUUCAAAGCCUAGAUAAGGAGCUCUGGACUCUGAUUGUUUGGGAUCGAUUAUCUUCUAGGAUAGGCUGCAAUGGAUGACAAAUAUAUAUGGAUAACAAGUGGUUGAGGUAGGCACGGGACAACCAACCAUCUAUAUAAGAUACAAUGGCGUUAUGUAUAUCUUCAUGGAUUUGUGAGGCCUUCCUCGUGAUUUUAGUCAGUUUACUUAUAGUUGGUGUUGAAUUGAUACAUUUGUAUAUUGUAUUAAGCGAAAAAAAUUGCCAAUUGGCAGAAUGUUCGUGAUUUUGGUAGUUGAAGCAUUCUAUUCUAUUCUUUUCUUGGUCUUCUUUUGAACUGGACUUUGUGUGAUGUAUAUCAGUUGUUGAAAACUCUUGUUAGAUACAAACAAUAUUAAGAGUUUUUAAGAAGAGUAAUGUAUUUAUGCAGGCUAUAGUUUGGUUACAA
Camellia sinensis is the source of this 5148-nucleotide messenger RNA. Its product is annotated as GPI-anchored adhesin-like protein. NCBI's taxonomy places the organism in Eukaryota, Viridiplantae, Streptophyta, Magnoliopsida, Ericales, Theaceae. The record is from RefSeq and is a predicted model, not a curated record.